ACCCACUAUCCAGCUUCGGCAACCAAAAACCCUUUUCUUCCAAGUGAGAGCUGCGAUUCCUCGGCUUCAUUCUCCUGACUACCUCUUCACCAGCUCGUCGCCUCCGCCGCUGUCUACCGUAUGCUCGGAAUCCAGUUCGUCACUUCCUGAACUCGCCAAUACCGUAUCCUGCUGCGACGUUUCCAUCCCAGUCGUCGCUCCACCGUCGUCGCACGACCUAUUCACGGCCCCGCCUCCAAGGCUCUGCUGCAAAGGGUUUUUCUUCUAUUCGCUGUUGAAAUGGGUUGGAAGGCAGCUGAAAAGCUCAUCAGACACUGGAAAGUACUAAGAGGAGAUAAUGUCAUGAUUAUUAGGGGCAAGGAUAAGGGCGAGUCUGGUGUGAUUAAACGCGUCAUCCGCUCUCAAAAUCGUGUUAUUGUCGAGGGAAAAAAUCUAGUUAAAAAGCACAUAAAAGGAGGUGAAGGUCAUGAGGGAGGAAUCUUUACAGUCGAAGCUCCACUCCAUGCCUCCAAUGUCCAAGUUGUCGACCCAGUCACAGGGAGGCCCUGCAAGGUCGGGAUCAAGUACCUGGAAGAUGGUACCAAGGUAAGAGUUUCAAGAGCAUCCGGAUCCAUAAUUCCACGCCCUGAGAUUUUGAAGAUAAGGACGACACCGAGACCUACUGAAGCUGGCCCGAAGGAUACUACGAUGGAUGUGGUGCUGGAGAAGACAUACGACUCUAAGACUGGGAAAGGCAUGCCUGAUCUUUGAAACAAAUCCAACUGCACCCACCUUCAAAAUCUUAGGUUAUCUGUUAGACUGUCAAAUAAUUGUCUUCGACAAUCGACGGGAACGUUUUACAGAAGGGUUUUGUUUCUUGUUGAUUUUGUGGAAACCAAUAUUUGAUAUAACCAUAUUUACUAGAAAGACUCGUUGCCU
Linum tenue is the source of this 918-nucleotide messenger RNA. NCBI's taxonomy places the organism in Eukaryota, Viridiplantae, Streptophyta, Magnoliopsida, Malpighiales, Linaceae. The record is from the annotation of a GenBank genome assembly.